AAAAAGAGUAAAGCAAAAAAAAAAAAAAAAGGCGCUGCUUUCUUUUUGCUCUGCUUUUGUUUUGUUUUUCUUUUGGCUUUGUCUCUCAGAUUUCACGGCGACAAGUCUGUUUCAUUCUUCUUGAUCCCAUAAAGUUCCUUUUUUUUUUCUUUUUCUUUUUCUUUCAUCGGAUUCUAAACCAAAAACGGUGAGUUUUUUCGAGCAAGUUGGAGCAGCUCAGUUACCGGUUUAUCAACACUCCGUCCGGUUACUUCCCCUUCGAUUCGGUUUCUUUGGAACCCAUUGAAGGAAAAAUGUUGGGUAUAUGAUUUGAAAUACACCCAAAACGAAUCAAAAGCUUGUUACCAAAGUUAAAUAAAGAGGAAAAAUUUAGCUUUGAAAUGAACAAAAUUUUGGGUCUUCACAAUUUGGGCCUUUUUAGUUUUGAAAGUGAAUGAAAACACCGGCGGCGGCAGCGGCAGCGGCGGAUUGUCCUUUCUAUAGGGGAUGAUGCAAUACAAGUGAUUUUGAAGCUUUUGGGUUUCAUUUCAUAGCGUUGAAGUGAAGUUUAUGGUCAACAAAGUUGAUCUCCUUUCACUUAUUGGAGCAAAGUUUUAUUAACAGUUUUAGUUUAUUCAAAUUUGUAAGCAUGAAGGCUCCACCCAAUGGAUUUUUGGCAAAUCCCGCAGAAGGAGAAAGGAAGAGUAUCAAUUCAGAAUUAUGGCAUGCUUGUGCUGGACCACUUGUUUCUUUACCACCAGUUGGAAGUUUGGUGGUUUACUUUCCUCAAGGCCAUAGUGAACAAGUUGCAGCAUCGAUGCAGAAGGAGACUGAUUUCGUACCAAGCUACCCUAAUCUUCCUUCCAAGUUAAUUUGCAUGCUCCAUAAUGUCACAUUGCAUGCUGACCUGGAAACCGACGAGGUCUAUGCUCAGAUGACUCUUCAACCUGUAAACAAAUAUGACAGAGAAGCAUUACUAGCAUCUGAUAUGGGCCUCAAGCAAAGCAGACAACCUGCUGAGUUCUUUUGCAAGACUCUUACAGCUAGUGACACUAGCACUCAUGGUGGCUUUUCAGUGCCUCGUCGAGCAGCUGAGAAGAUCUUCCCUCCUUUGGAUUUUUCGAUGCAACCGCCCGCUCAAGAGCUAGCAGCUAGAGAUUUACAUGAGAAUACAUGGACAUUUAGACAUAUCUAUCGAGGUCAACCAAAGAGGCAUCUUCUAACUACUGGUUGGAGUGUCUUUGUUAGCAACAAAAGACUUUUUGCUGGUGAUUCCGUUCUUUUCAUAAGAGACGAGAAGUCACAGUUUCUCUUAGGUAUAAGGCGGGCCAAUAGACAGCAGCCAGCUCUCUCUUCAUCAGUAAUUUCUAGUGAUAGCAUGCAUAUAGGGAUCCUUGCUGCUGCAGCUCAUGCUGCUGCAAAUAACAGCCCAUUUACUAUAUUCUACAAUCCAAGGGCAAGCCCUUCCGAGUUUGUGGUACCCUUGGCGAAGUAUAACAAAGCCAUGUAUACCCAAGUUUCUCUUGGAAUGCGGUUUAGAAUGAUGUUUGAAACCGAGGAGUGCGGAGUACGUAGAUACAUGGGUACAAUUACUGGUAUCAGUGACCUGGAUCCUGUACGAUGGAAGAAUUCACAGUGGCGCAAUCUUCAGGUAGGAUGGGAUGAAUCUACUGCUGGUGAGCGACCAACCCGAGUUUCAAUUUGGGACAUUGAGCCUGUUGUAACUCCUUUCUACAUAUGCCCACCACCGUUUUUCAGGCCUAGAUUCCCCAAGCAACCGGGAAUGCCGGAUAAUGAUAAUGAUGUUGAGAAUGCUUUUAAGAGAGCUAUGCCUUGGCUUGGAGAUGACUUUGGCAUGAAAGAUUCCCCCAAUUCAAUCUUCCCUGGUUUGAGUUUAGUUCAGUGGAUGAACAUGCAACAAAAUAAUCAGUUGGCAGCUGCUCAAUCUGGACUCUUUCCUUCAAUGGUUUCUUCGAAUCCGUUGCACAAUAGCCUUGGCACUGAUGAUCCAUCCAAGUUAUUGAAUUUUCAAGCUCCGGUGUUACCUGCGUCAAAUAUGCAAUUUAACAAAGCAAAUCCAAACCAGGUCAACCAGUUGUCUCACGCACCUAUGACCUGGCCCCAGCAACAGCAACUCCAGCAGUUGUUGCAGACUCCUCUGAAUCAAAAUCCACUACAGCAACAAUCCCAACAGCAGUUACAGCAAAGACAGUCACAGCUGCAGCCACAGUCACAUCUUCAACAGCAGCCUCAGCCACCUCUACAGCAGCAGCAGCAGCAGCAGCAACAACAAAGACAACAGGCACAGCCACAACCACAGCAGCAGCAGCCACCUCUACAGCAACUGCAACAACAACAAAGACAACAGGCACAACCGCAGCUGCUGCAACAACAAUUUCUACCAGCUCAAGUAAAUAAUGGCAUCAUUGCCUCAAACCAGAUGCCAAAUCGAAAUUUGCAUCAGCCUGGUGUUUAUUCUCAGGUUCAGCAACAGCAGCAACAACAACAAAUAUUGACAAGCAAUGGCCAGUCAACUCAAACCACCCUUCCUGCUAAUAAAGCUUCAUAUCCUUUGACGUCGUUAGCUCAAGAUACACAGAUUCAACAACAGGUGGAACAGCAACCUAACCUCGUACAGAGCCAACAGCAACAGACACAGUUGCAGCAAAAUCUGUCCCAGAGGUCACAACAGCAGCCGCAAAUUCAACAACUGGCACAGCAGGGCCUCCCAGAGCAACAAUUCCAAUUAUUACAGAAAUUGCAGCAACAGCAGCAGCAGCAGCAGUCAUCUCAACAAUUACUCUCGCCUACUGGAUCACUGUUGCAGUCUCCAGUGGUGCAACAACAGCCAAUGCAUCAACAAAACCAACCAAUGCAGCAGGUGCCUCUUUCUCAGAGUCAACAGACACUUGGCAGCAAUGGUUUCUCAACAUCAAUGCUAAUGCAACCACAACAGCUAGUGGUGAGCCAAUCCCAAAAUCAGAACAAGCCACUUAUGGCAAUGAGAACCCAUUCUGGUCUUACUGAUGGAGAUGCUCCAUCAUGUUCAACCUCACCUUCUACCAAUAAUUGUCAGGUUUCACCAUCAAGCUUCCUAAGCAGAAGUCAGCAAGUACCAUCCAUGGUGGUGACAGAUCCAGUUGUUGAGCCUGCAAGUACACUGGUUCAGGAGCUUCAGAGCAAGCCUGAUAUCCGAAUCAAACAUGAGUUGCUUGCCUCUAAAGGUCCAGAUCAAUCAAAGUACAAAAGUACUGUGACAGACCAGUUAGAAGCAUCCUCUUCUGGAACAUCAUACUGCUUGGAUGCAGGCACCAUCCAGCAUAAUUUCUCUCUCCCCACUUUUUUGGAAGGUGAUGUCCAAUCACAUCCUCGGAACAAUCUUCCAUUUUCAGCUAAUAUUGAUGGACUGGCACCCGACACCUUGUUAUCAAGGGGAUAUGACUCUCAAAAGGAUCUUCAAAACCUGCUUUCUAAUUAUGGUAGCAAUCCAAGAGAUAUUGACACAGAGUUGUCUACUGCUGCAAUAAGUCCCCAGUCAUUUGGUGUGCCAAACAUACCUUUCAAAACUGGGUGUUCAAAUGAUGUUGCCAUAAACGAUGCAGGAGUUUUAAAUGGUGGAUUGUGGGCCAACCAAACUCAACGGAUGCGAACAUAUACAAAGGUACAAAAGCGUGGCUCUGUGGGAAGAUCAAUCGAUGUGACCCGCUACAAAGGGUAUGAUGAACUCAGGCAUGAUCUAGCCCGCAUGUUUGGUAUCGAAGGACAGAUGGAAGAUCCACAAAGUUCUGACUGGAAAUUAGUAUAUGUUGACCAUGAAAAUGACAUAUUACUUGUUGGUGAUGAUCCUUGGGAAGAAUUUGUAAGUUGUGUUCAGAGCAUUAAAAUACUGUCAUCCCUUGAAGUACAACAAAUGAGCUUGGAUGGUGACCUUGGAAAUGUGCCAGUUCCCAAUCAAGCUUGUAGUGAGAUCGACAGUGGAAAUGCAUGGAGAGGACAUUAUGAUGAUACUUCAGCUGCCUCCUUUAACAGAUAAAAAAGUCAAAAACAAAUUGAUUGGACUUUACAUAGGCUCAUUGGUGGAUGCCUUUCCAUUAAGAAAGAUCAAUUUAAUGAAGUUCUUCCAAAUUCAGAGGUGUUAAAACCACUGCCAUGGAAUUGGCAGAAGGAUGGAUCUUGUUCUAACUUUAGCAUCCACUUUUUUUGACUUUGCCCUUUAAUCACUAGUUUUACUACGAGGUAAGGUGCAAAAGGGAGCGUUGGGGCAAGUUUAUCAUUGAUGUAUAAUAUAACCAUAUUUUAAAAGCUGAUCUGACAUUAUCAGCAAGAUUUGUAGUGUUUGUAGCUAUUGCUCAGGCAAAGAUACAAUUAGCAUCAAUUUUUGUUCAUGUUGCGCCAAGGUACAAUUUAAAAACUUAUCUCAAAGAGAUGAAUAUAAUAUCCAUUGAAGAA
Messenger RNA from Gossypium raimondii (Peruvian cotton), 4428 nucleotides. Its product is annotated as auxin response factor 7. Lineage: Eukaryota; Viridiplantae; Streptophyta; Magnoliopsida; Malvales; Malvaceae. The record is from RefSeq and is a predicted model, not a curated record. Bases 629 to 4012 code for a protein of 1127 amino acids. Gene Ontology annotation, biological process: regulation of DNA-templated transcription; response to hormone. Gene Ontology annotation, cellular component: nucleus. Gene Ontology annotation, molecular function: DNA binding; protein binding. The transcript is spliced from 13 exons.